GGGGUCAAUUCACAAAGAUAAACGUUAUCGCUUUCACCUAGUAGAUAAAUUACCGCCCCUUAUCUAACGCUAGUAACCAUGGUAUUCACGAAAGCUUCAAUCGUUAUUUAAUGUAGUCGUUAUGGUUGUCAACUGACUCGUUAUCCAAUCGUUAUGGUUACGUUUCUAACGUAAAUCUCAUUUAGAAGAACGGUAUUCUAACGAAUCAAUCGUUAAUUUAAUGUCCCAAAGCGUAAUAAUAACGUCUACGCUCGUUAAUUAACGCCGGAGAGAUGCAUUCUGGGAGCAGAAGAGGAGGAGAAUAGUUCAUCCUAACCACGUGUUUCCUCUGUAAUUGCGUCCUUUGACCCGGAUCUGGAAAAGUAAAUAAAAGAAAACACAACUGGAGCUCGAGCGCGUGGUGUGGGUGGAAAAAACAGCAGCAGCAGCAGCAGCAGAAAACAUGAGGCCGAGUCUAAGAUCGCUGUUUGAGCAAAUUGUUAAUUCGCCCAUCGAACAGUCAGAAGAACAUUCAAGCUCCAAUGAGGAAAAUGACAAUAAUGGAUCUGUCAAGUCAGUGGGUCAUGUACCCGGAAAUCUAGCUGCUAUGGUGCGCACCCAAAAAAAAAAUAUGACGGUAGAUACUAAAGAUAAAUCACAGACAUCAUCGAAGCCUAAGAAACCUGAUUCCAAGGCACAGACCACUCCUCCUGGGAAUAUUAACUCACUUAAAAAACGAAAUAAAAGAAAAAAUUCAGAAAAGGAACGCAAAAAGGAGACACCGUCACCCAAGGAUGUGGGUCCAUCCAAAUUUACGGAAACAUUUGGGGAAUGUAUUAAGAUCAAAACUGCGUAUGAUACCGCACAAAAAUCAACAUCAGAAUCACAACAAAGACACAAAUCAACAAAAUCGACGCAUGAAGAUUACAAGCAAUCCAAAACAUACCCAAAAGCUAAGCACCAAAAGCAGCAGCCUGAGUUUGGUAAGAGCAAUUUCCACCAUCAAGACAAAUCUGAAUGUAGAGUUAGUAAAGCAAGCAAGUCCCAUCCAGAACCUAGACCACCCAUGGAAUCAUCUCAGCAAUCACUAUUCUCUACUGAAGUGCCAAAAAAGAUCUCCAAGCCAGCAAGGUCAGAUGUCAUCAUGUCAUCUAAUCCUGCCUCGCCAGUGUUAAUAGACGGAGAUGAAUUUUCGACAGAGAGUGAAUCUGAGAAUCCAGCAGUUCGUCCAGGCAAAAAAAUCCUUAAGGAAAAAAAGCGAAUCCGAAAUCGAAAAUUCACAUUCCAUGAAAACCUAGUCUUAAUUGAGAACCUUGUUCCACAUUUUCACAAGCUCCUUGGAAACAGAGCAGCUGCUACGGAGUCAGCAUGGAAAAACACAAUCUGGAAGCAAAUUGCAGAUGCAGUUACGAGUGUGGGUGUCUCUCCACGAUCAGCAGAUAACGUACGUAAGCGGUACCAGGACAUUCGGCUUCUACUAAGGCGCAAGAUUUCGGAUGAAAACAAGAGCAGAAAAGCAACAGGGGGUGGCCCUGAGAAGAAAAUAGUUUACCACCAGUAUGAAGAGUUACUGCGUCCAUACAUAGAUCUAGAUUCCAUUGUUGGCAUCAAGGCUGGUUUUGAUACCUCGAGGCACCAUGAAAACGAGCAACAUAAUGCAGCUCAACACACCUAUCGCCAGCAGAAGCUCUCCUUUAUGGCCAAACUAACUGAACUCUUAGAAGCACAUCUGCCAUCUCCUGGUGAGCAAUCUCAUAAUGCUCGGAAUCUAACCAGCAGCAACCACAGCAGUUUUGUUUGUGAAAGUAUUAUCGAAAAUGAUGCUAUUGAUAAUUUUACUAUUCAGGAUAUUUAAAUGUUAUAAGAAGUACAAUUUUUUUUUUUUAAUACAUUUCACAUAAUUCACAACUGAGUUUGAAUUUAAAGAGCUUGCAAACAUUUGUUCUUUAAAUUUUUACUCAGCACGCAACAUUGUUAAGUCAUAUAUUGCCCAAAGUUGACUGCUAUAUAGAUGCUUUUUCCAGUUAAAUAUGUCAUUUGACCAUGUCGUUGCAGAUCUGUACCAAAUAUGUGUAAUCAACAUGACGUUUGUAUUUGAGUUUUAGAUGUUUCAAUGGCCAUCAUUGAUCAAGCUGGUUGGAUGACCAAUGAAACGUCUUUAGACAGUUAUGUAGCUUUGAUUUUAUUUUCAAUAGAUAUACAAUUAAUGUUAUAUGGGAUUUUUUCUAUGACAUUAUAGCCUCUGAAAACAUU
This is a messenger RNA of Rana temporaria (common frog), 2232 nucleotides long. RefSeq lists its product as uncharacterized. Gene Ontology annotation, cellular component: nucleus. NCBI's taxonomy places the organism in Eukaryota, Metazoa, Chordata, Amphibia, Anura, Ranidae. The transcript is spliced from 8 exons. Gene Ontology annotation, molecular function: DNA-binding transcription factor activity, RNA polymerase II-specific; RNA polymerase II cis-regulatory region sequence-specific DNA binding. The record is from RefSeq and is a predicted model, not a curated record. Bases 443 to 1834 code for a protein of 463 amino acids. Gene Ontology annotation, biological process: regulation of transcription by RNA polymerase II.